This is a messenger RNA of Nematocida ausubeli, 276 nucleotides long. RefSeq lists its product as uncharacterized. Bases 1 to 276 code for a protein of 91 amino acids. The record is from RefSeq and is a predicted model, not a curated record. NCBI's taxonomy places the organism in Eukaryota, Fungi, Microsporidia. The transcript has a single exon.
AUGGCGGCAUUAAAGUCAAUGGGUGUGUAUCUUUUCUGGGUGUUCCAGGCGUUCUUCUUUGGCGCUCUAUCUUAUUGUGUGUGGUCAUUUCUAAACACGGAUCCUACAAAGACCUUGAGAUAUAGGGGGUGCAAGUCAAACGCGUCCAGAGAAAACUACAAUUACUCGCUGCACAAAUUCAUGCAGACGCUAGACAAACAGCAUAUAGGCGUGAGCAUUGAUACUGCUGAAGACUACAUGACAUCUGAUAUGUGGGUUUCAGAGACAGAGCAUUAG